UGUUUUCUGAUCCGGGAAGACCAGGAACUACCUCAUAUAUUUCUUGCUAUAUAACCCUAGUAUUUCUGAUAAGAAAAACCAUUCCACAUCGAGUCAACAGGAGGAAAACUAAAUCUUCAAGAUGAAACACUUCCUCUUUAUAGCAGUUGUACUUCUUGCCUGCAUGUCGCUGUGCAAUGCACAGUGCCACACUGAGAACAUGAAAAUUGACCCGAAAAAUCCUGGCUGUACAGAUAAGAACGGUGUGGUUCAUCCAUUUGGUUCUCAAUGGAAGGACAAGGAUUGUUUGCAGUGCAGUUGCAGUGAUUCUACCAUUGAAUGCUGUGCCAUGAUUCCACAGUAUGUGGGGCUUCCUGAGCACUGUGAGGUGGUGGUGAACAAGGAGGCUUGCACCUACGAAUUGAUUAACAAGAAAGAUCCAUCCAAGGAGUGUGAGCCAACAGGAGCUAUUCUAUAGUUAGAAAAACCCUCAUUCAGAUCUGUGAGAAACACACAAACCCAGAUUAGAGUGUAUAGGGCUCUGUGAAACAAACUGUUUAUAAUACAUAAUGCUGUAGAGCCUGGCUACUUUAAAAUUGAUUAAUUUAGUUCCAGUUUGGCAAAAAUAGCAUGGCGAUGGUAAGUCAGUAGGUCAUUGUUGUUCCAUUUUUCUCAUACUGUAGCUGCAUAUUAAAAAUGAACUUACCUAUCUACCAACUCUUUCUGGGUUCAUUUUACUCUGUAUCAUUAAACUACAUUUGAUACCUU
Molecule: messenger RNA, 747 nt
Organism: Polyodon spathula (Mississippi paddlefish)
Lineage: Eukaryota; Metazoa; Chordata; Actinopteri; Acipenseriformes; Polyodontidae
Product: beta-microseminoprotein-like
Exons: 4
Coding region: 122-457 (111 amino acids)
Source: RefSeq, a predicted model, not a curated record